Molecule: messenger RNA, 3003 nt
Organism: Parnassius mnemosyne (clouded apollo)
Lineage: Eukaryota; Metazoa; Arthropoda; Insecta; Lepidoptera; Papilionidae
Source: the annotation of a GenBank genome assembly
AUGAAAAAAGGUAAUAUAAAGAAAGUGAAUACAGCUAGGGCGUACCCCAGAAGCGACGUGAAUGAGAGAAAUGCGAAGUAUGCGGAUAAUGAAGAAUAUGCUAGGGCGUUCCCCGUAAGCGACGAAUAUGACAAGAACGAAAAGUCGCAUAUUUUAAUACAAUCUAAAAUAAGAUUAGCUACGUGGAAUUUGGGCACACUAACAGGAAGGGGUCAAGAGCUGGCGAAAGUAUUACAGGCACGAAAAAUUAACAUAUGCUGCCUACAAGAGACCAAGUGGAAGGGGUCGAAGUCACGAGAUCUGGGACUCGGAUACCAGCUCUUGUACUGUGGCAAUACUAGCAUGCGUAACGGAGUUGCCAUCGUCUUGGAUGAAAACCUCAAACAACGUAUUAUUGACGUAGAUAGAAGGAACGAUCGACUUAUGGCAGUGAAAUUGGCUAUGGAUAACCAACCCCCCUUGAACAUAAUCUCGGCAUACGCACCACAGACCGGGUGUGGCGAAAGUGAGAAAGAAGCUUUCUGGGACGAGUUUGAUGACUUACUAAUCUCAAUAGCACCCGAGGAACUAAAAUAUAUUGGAGGAGACCUGAACGGCCAUGUUGGAGCCAGUAACACGACGUACAAAGACAUACAAGGGAAGUUUGGUUAUGGCACACUGAACAAAGACGGAGAACAAAUACUGGAAUUCUGCGCGCGACAUCACCUGGCAGUAGUUAAUACCUUCUUUAAUAAAAAGUCGGAACACCUAGUCACAUAUAAAAGCGGGAACAAGCAAUCUCAAAUUGACUAUAUCCUCACAAACAGAGAUUUACUAAGAACUUUCAGAGACUGCAAGGUAAUACCGGGCGAAUCUUUGACCUCACAGCACAGAAUUUUGGUCGGCUGUAUAGCGCUAAUCAAGCCUAUAAAAUACACCACGGUCAAAAUCCCCAAAAUUAAGUGGCACUUGUUAAACACAGAAAAAGGAGACAAAUUAUUAGAGGAGAUACGGGAAAUACUAACUGAAGAUAUGAAAAAUGGCCAUAACCUUUCUGCGGAGAAUACGUGGUCUAAAUUUGAAAACCUGUGCAGGAAUUCAGCUGAGAAAAACUUAGGAAUAUCGAGAGGAAAGCUGCAUAAUAACAAAGACCCUUCAUGGUGGAAUGAAGAAGUAAAAGGCGCAUUAAGGAACAAGAAACAGUGCUUUAAACAAUGGCAGAGCUCAGGUUUGGACGACGACCGCAUACUAUAUAAAACCGCUAAAAAGCUGGCGAAGUAUAAAGUGGCGAAACAAAGAAAUUACUCCAGGGAAAAGUUCUACAAACGCCUUGAAAAUGCAAACAAUGAUAGAGAUAUAUUUAAGCUCGCCAAACAACGCCAUAAAAACGGUCUGGAUAUUAAAAUUAAUAAAUACAUUAAAAACGAAAAUGGCCAUUUACUAACAGAAGAUAACAAAAUUAAUGAGCGAUGGUGCCAAUAUUAUCAAAAACUACUGAACGAAGAAUUCCCGAGUCAACCAUUGAAUACAACCCCUAGCGUAGCUGGGCCAUUGAACAAAAUAGGUGAAGAGGAGGUCAAAAGAGCUCUGAAAAAGAUAAAAAACCACAAAGCAGUUGGACCGGAUAGUAUACCCGCUGAUCUGUGGAAGCUGCUGGGGCCUAUUGCUGUACAGUGGCUAACGAAGCUCUUUAAUCAAAUCUUAACCUCCAUGAAGAUCCCAAAGUCCUGGCGUCAUAGUUAUCUGGUACCUUUCUACAAGAACAAAGGAGAUGUCAGUGACUGCGGCAAUUAUAGGGGUAUCAAACUUACUUCCCAUACUUUGAAACUAUGGGAGCGCAUACUCAACAAUCGACUCUGUCAGUUGGUGUCCAUAUCUGAUAAUCAGUGUGGUUUCGCGCCAGGAAGAUCAACGACUGAUGCAAUCCAAGCCAUAAGGAUUCUGAUGGAAAAACACCGAACCAACAGAGAAGACCUCCACCUAGUGUUCAUAGACCUGGAAAAGGCUUUCGACAGAAUACCACGUAAAUUAGUUUGGGAAGCUAUGAGAGCACAACAAAUACCAGAAAUCUAUAUUCACCUGGUGCAUGAUAUGUAUCAAAACAUAAGCACACAGGUGAGAAGCCUGGCAGGACUUAGCGAACCGUUCCAAGUUAAGGUCGGAGUGCAUCAGGGAUCGGCACUAAGCCCAUUCCUAUUUAACCUAUCUCUGGAUUAUCUAACUAAAGACAUCCAGUCCCUCCUCCCAUGGUGCAUGCUAUAUGCGGACGAUAUUGUGCUCAUCGACAAAUGUGCGAUUCGACUGCAAGCGACACUCGAGCAAUGGAGACAGGCUCUCGAGAACAAUGGCCUCCAUAUCAGCAGGAGCAAGACCGAGUUUCUGAGAUGCAGUUUUAGUGAACAAUAUACGCCUCACAUAAGUGUCUCCAUCGACGGCCAGCCACUGCCCUGCGUCAAUAAAUUUAAAUACCUCGGGUCAGUGCUAACAGCGGAUAUCAACAUUGACGCAGACGUCACUCAUAGAAUUAAUGCAGCGUGGCUAAGGUGGAGAACCCUAUCAGGAAUACUUUGCGAUAGCAGGAUGCCAAUACAACUGAAAGGCAAGAUUUACAAAACUGCUGUAAGACCUGCCAUGUUAUAUGGUGCCGAAUGUUGGGCGGCCAAGAAGAUUCACGAAAAAAAGAUGCACACGAAUGAAAUGAAAAUGCUACGAUGGUCAGCAGGCGUAACGAGACUUGAUAAAGUGCGCAAUAAGUACAUCAGAGGUUCCUUUAAAGUUGCGCCCAUUGUAGAUAAGAUGGUCGAGAGUCGUAUGCGAUGGUAUGGGCAUGUGAUGAGGCGGGAAGAAGAACACCCAGUGAGGAGGGCCUUGGCAAUUCCUGAGAAAAAGAAAGGCAGGGGACGCCCGUUAGCCACGUGGUGGACAACCGUAUCCAAGGAUCUGGAACGAGCACAGCUUGAAAUACAGACAACCCAAGAUAGGAAAUCUUGGCGCAUAAAAACGAGGAGAGCCGACCCCAAAUAA